AUGAGAUUUCUUGCACUGGCCAGCGGUGGAAAAGACAGUUUAUACGCUAUUCACUGUCUUCAACAAGAGGGGCAUCGAGCUGUAGGGCUGCUGCAUAUGAGAUGCAGUGAUGGGUAUCAGGAUUCCUUUAUGUAUCAAACUGUUGGGUCGGAAGUGGCCGAUGUACUCGGGGAGUGUCUGAACAUCCCUGUUUUUAUCUACCAGACCAAAUGCAGGAGUAUAAAUCAAAGCCUGGAGUACAAUAGAGAGGAAGGAGAUGAGGUUGAGGAUCUUUACACAGCUAUUAGCCGUGCCAAAGAAAAGGUAUACUUUGAGGGAGUAUCAUCAGGAGCAAUUUUAUCUAGAUACCAAAAGAGCAGAGUUGAGAAUGUAUGUAGUAGAUUGUUUCUUAAAUGCUUGUCUCCACUUUGGGAAAUGGACCAAAAGAGAUUGCUUUUGGACAUGAUAUCCAAUGGCAUGGAUGGAAGAAUAGUGAAAAUUGCAUCUUCUAUACUAGGAAAAGAGUGUAUAAAUAUGAGGAUAGAUGAGAUUUAUGAGUAUCUGGAGGCAGCGAAGGAGGAGGUCAAUUUCUGUGGAGAGGGGGGAGAAUACGAAACAAUUGUUCUUGACUGCCCAAUGUUCAAGAAGAGGAUCAAUAUAGAUGAAUAUGAAGUUAUCUCACAUCCCGAGGAAAUAGGAAAGGAGGGAUGUGUGUUCUAUAUGAAAAUUGUGAAGAUGAGCCUGGCAGAGAAACGGAGCAAUAGUUAG
Molecule: messenger RNA, 747 nt
Organism: Encephalitozoon romaleae SJ-2008
Lineage: Eukaryota; Fungi; Microsporidia; Unikaryonidae
Product: putative PP-loop ATPase
Exons: 1
Coding region: 1-747 (248 amino acids)
Biological process (GO): protein histidyl modification to diphthamide
Molecular function (GO): diphthine-ammonia ligase activity
Source: RefSeq, a predicted model, not a curated record